Messenger RNA from Nannizzia gypsea CBS 118893, 1101 nucleotides. Its product is annotated as disulfide-isomerase tigA. Lineage: Eukaryota; Fungi; Ascomycota; Eurotiomycetes; Onygenales; Arthrodermataceae. The coding region runs from base 1 to 1101 and encodes 366 amino acids. The transcript has 2 exons. Gene Ontology annotation, cellular component: endoplasmic reticulum. Gene Ontology annotation, biological process: protein folding. The record is from RefSeq and is a predicted model, not a curated record. Gene Ontology annotation, molecular function: protein disulfide isomerase activity.
AUGACUCGCCUAAGCUACCUCCUCCUCGCCUCCCUCUCUGUCUUCAAUGGCGUUCUCGCAUCCAAGUCCGCCGUCUUGGACCUUACUCCCGACAACUUUGAUAGCGUUGUCUUGAAGUCUGGCAAGCCAGGCCUCGUCGAGUUCUUUGCUCCAUGGUGCGGGCACUGCAAGAACCUUGCCCCCGUCUAUGAAGAGCUCGGCCAUGCAUUCGAGUCUAGCGGCGAGAAGGUCUACAUCGCGAAGGUCGACGCUGAUGCCCACCGACCUCUAGGCAAGCGAUUUGGCGUACAGGGCUUCCCCACGCUCAAGUGGUUUGAUGGCAAGAGUGAUAAGCCAGAGGACUAUUCCGGUGGAAGGGAUCUGGAGAGCUUGAGCGAGUUCGUUGCAAGCAAGACUGGUCUCAAGCCUAAGACGAAGAAGGCUCAGCCCAGCGAGAUUCAGAUGUUGACAGACUCUACUUUCGAUAAGACCAUUGGUGGUGAUAAGGAUGUUUUUGUUGCUUUCACUGCCCCUUGGUGCGGACAUUGCAAGACCCUUGCUCCAAUCUGGGAGACCUUGGCCACCGAUUUCAUCCUAGAGCCUAAUGUUGUCAUUGCAAAGGUUGAUGCUGAAGCUGAAAACUCCAAAGCUACGGCCAAGGCCAACGGCGUUGCUUCUUACCCAACCAUCAAGUUUUUCCCCCGUGGCUCCAAGGAGGCCGUUCCCUACACCGGUGGACGCACUGAGAAGGACUUCGUUGACUUCUUGAACGAGAAGUGUGGAACUCACCGUGAAGUUGGAGGCGGCUUGAACGAUAAAGCUGGCACAAUUGAAGUUCUUGAUGCCAUAAUUGCCAAGUACAUCUCCGGAGCCAGCUUUGAGCCCAUGGUUAAGGAGAUCAAGGAAGCUGCUGGAAGCCUCUCGGCCAAAUAUGCCGAAUACUACGUCAAGGCUGGAAAGAAGCUGCAGGAGAACUCUGAAUAUGCUCAGAAGGAGCUUGCUCGUCUGCAGCGCAUCCUGAACAAGGGAAACCUCACUCCCGAGAAGAUCGAUGAUUUGGUUUCUCGAAGCAACGUCCUCCGUCGAUUCUUGCGUAAGGAGGAGGCCAAGGACGAGUUGUAA